Molecule: messenger RNA, 333 nt
Organism: Malassezia pachydermatis
Lineage: Eukaryota; Fungi; Basidiomycota; Malasseziomycetes; Malasseziales; Malasseziaceae
Product: 60s acidic ribosomal protein p1
Exons: 3
Coding region: 1-333 (110 amino acids)
Biological process (GO): cytoplasmic translation; translational elongation
Cellular component (GO): cytosolic large ribosomal subunit; ribosome
Molecular function (GO): ribonucleoprotein complex binding; structural constituent of ribosome; protein kinase activator activity
Source: RefSeq, a predicted model, not a curated record
AUGGCCUCUCCUGAUCUCGCUGCUACUUACGCCGCUCUGAUCCUCGCUGAUGAGGGUCUCGAGAUUUCGAGCGACAAGAUCGUUGAGCUCACCAACGCCGCUGGUGUGCCGGUUGAGCCUAUCUGGGCCCAGCUGCUCGCCAAGGCUCUUGAGGGCAAGGACAUCAAGGACAUGCUGACCAACGUCGGUGCCGCUGGCCCGGCCGUUUCCGUUGCCCCGGCUGCCGGUGGUGCCGCUGCUGCUGGCGGUGCCGCUGAGGAGGCCGCCGAGGAGAAGAAGGAAGAGGAGAAGGAGGAGUCCGAUGACGACAUGGGCUUUGGUCUGUUCGACUAG